Molecule: messenger RNA, 1124 nt
Organism: Hyposmocoma kahamanoa
Lineage: Eukaryota; Metazoa; Arthropoda; Insecta; Lepidoptera; Cosmopterigidae
Product: gastrula zinc finger protein XlCGF8.2DB-like
Exons: 7
Coding region: 150-1124 (324 amino acids)
Source: RefSeq, a predicted model, not a curated record
GUGACGCGGGUUUUAUAAUUUGAGGUUAUUUUUAAGUAUGGUUUCUCGUUCAAUUAAUUGUAGUUCUUUUCUUGUGAAUUUUAUUUAUACUAUACAUGUUUUUAUGAUAGGAAGAAACUCAAAGUGUAUUCGGUAGAUUCCAUUUAACUAUGGCGGAAAAGAAAACUCAUCGUUGCCCACAUGAGGGUUGUGGAGUCUCGUUCAGUAGACCGUAUAGACUAGCCCAACAUCUGUUGGUGCAUGAUAACAUUAAAGCAUUUGUUUGCCCAAAUGCAAAUUGCUCUAAAGCAUAUACAAACAAAAGCCAUCUAGACCGACAUCUAAAUACAGCGCAUCAAAAACUAGAUAAGGAUGAAAUUAACAGAUGUCCCACCUGCUUUAAGAUCUAUUCGAAUCGUCAAAACCUGAAGAGACACAUAAAGAUACAGCACAAUUUGAAAAUCCCGUUCUCAUGUGACACCUGCAAAUUGGACUUCCCCAAAAAACACAUGCUCACUGCUCAUAUGUACCAGCAUACUGGCAUAAAAUCUUUCUGCUGUGAAUUAUGUUCAGCAGAGUUUAUUAGCCUGUUAGAGAAAAAGAAACAUCUGAGAUCCCACAGAACUCAUAGCUGCCCAAAAUGUCCAUUCAAAAUUAAACAGUGGUCCAGAUUACAGAAACAUAUGAAAUUGGAACAUGGUGGAAAUGAAUACAUCUGCAAUGAAUGUGCUCGAAGUUUCAAGCAAAGGGGACACCUUGUUCGCCAUAUUAAAAUUCACAAUGUGCCCAAAAUAUUCUCUUGCCCGUAUGAAAAUUGUAACAGAUUUUAUUCAAGAAAUAGCAACUUAAAACAGCAUAUUGCAAUCAAGCACGCAAGGUUACUUCAUGAGUGUGAUAUUUGUAAUGCUCAGUUAUCAACUAAGGCGAAGCUGGAAGCACAUGUGUUACGACAACACAUAAAUGAUUCUAAAAAAAGAGUUUAUAAAACUAAAGCUACGGGCCGUUGCGUGAGGAAAGAUGACGGUAGUUUUAAAUUAUCCACAGCUCUAAAGCUAGCUGGAUUGCUACAAGAACCUCGCACGCCUGGCCCAAGUUUCAGCGAAAAGACUGAAGUUUGUAAUAUGAGUAACUCAAUAAAGGCUUAA